Molecule: messenger RNA, 1201 nt
Organism: Caenorhabditis sp. 36 PRJEB53466
Lineage: Eukaryota; Metazoa; Nematoda; Chromadorea; Rhabditida; Rhabditidae
Source: the annotation of a GenBank genome assembly
AUGAAAGACUCUGGAAAAGGAUUUCUUAAGGUAUGAAUCACGGGAAAACUUUUCAAACUUCAGAAAGACGAAUUCAGUCAGAUGCGACGUACUUCUUCUUGUUAGAAUUAGCGUCCGCUUUCGUCCUUUCUGCCGCCCAUAAUGUUCUUUUCUUCGUUCUGGAUAUCAAACUAAUCGCCACCAGUUUUGCCCAGUUUCUCUUCACGUUUCUCUUUCUCAAACUCAUCCAUUUUGCCAGUUUCAUACCGACAGCUCAAAUUCCUCAAAAGGUGAACGUCCAACAUCUUUUUUUCCGAAUCAAUUGUAGUUUUUAGAACUUGUUGCCGGCUGCCGGUGCAAAACUUCUUGAAAUCAUCAUUGCUUCGUUUGCAAACUCUCACAACAGAACAGGAGAACUCUUUCUUGUCAGAUCGUUCGACUUUCUUUUCUCUGGAGCUGUUAUUUUUUAUUAUUCCGCGCGGGCGUCGAACAAAAACCCGCCAAAGUAUGAUUACUGGCUUGUUGUAAGUGAGCUCACUUCUCUUCUACAUAUGUACAGUUUUUUUUAAAUCUAUUUCUAGGCCCCUCUAGCAGUUUCGGUCUCCAUCGCCUGGCUGGAACCGGGACAAAUUGAGUUUACCGCUCUUUCUUUCUUUGCCGCAUUACUACUUCCGUUUGCCAAGGCACUGUCAUUGAUUCUGCUCAAAAACGGAAUGGAAUGUCAAGGAAAAGGUACCUCGAAACUUCUUGUACUCUUUUUCAUGAAUCUUCUAGGACACAUCAACGCCUUCAUGCUGGACUACACUCGUCUUGUCUCUCUUCUCCUUUUCCUUCCGGCCCUUAUUUCUUACUCAAGGACCAAUGUUGAAGUGACCGCCAGUUGGGAAUCCAUCGACUACGUUAGUACUCAGGAUAUUAUCAAUCUAUGAAACAAACAGUUACAGGUUCUCAUGUCCCUUUCCUUCCUCUUCAUGAUCUGUAACCUCUACAGUCAACUGUGGCUGUUGCUGACUCUUCAUCCGCACACAUACCUGAUUCUGGACAAUUCACGUAACUUGCUGGCUUCGGUAAGUUUCAGAUAUCUUCGCAAAAACUGAUUUUGGCUUCAAUUUCUCAGUGCGCCCAAUGGAUCAUUCAAAACAUGGCACAUCCAAGUCUGAUCGCUUUCGGAGCUAAGCUAGUCGCUUUUUCGUCACUCUUCAGAAUCUGGACACGAUCCUAA